UAUAAAGGCGAUAAGUCGGCGGCUGCUGGUGCUGCUGCGUUAUACAACGUGGGGGGGGACAGCAAAGCCAGAGCCCAGCAACCAACCAAGGGCGUGGGUGGACAGGUAGACAGGUGGGUGGAUACGCAGGUGGGGCCAUCGGUGAGGUAGGUUAUCAGUGGGGCAGGUAGGUGGGCGAUAAUUUGCGCAGGUAGGUGCGAGUUGGUGGUGGUGGUGGUCUGGUGGCGCGGUGUUUUUGGUCGGUGCCGAGCGAAGAGGCGAGGUUUGAGUGGAUAAAUCCGGCAUGAUCGAGACCCAGGCGAGUGACUGCGUGAAGGAGAAGAUGGGGGAGGAGAUGACGGGGGAGGGGGAGGAGGAUGAAGAGGAUGAAGAGGAGGGCGUUGGCUUGAGAAAGGGCUGUGAUCCGUUCUACAUGACACGCCGUGGCAAGCUGCAGACGGAGCGGAUGAAGCUCAACGAUCGCAUCAUCAGGGUGGCGCGGCUUCGCGAGGGCGCGCAGAACCUCUACAGGGCGACCAACAACACGAAGGUGCGCGAGUCCGUGUCCCUGGAGCUGAGCUUCGUGAACUCGAACCUCCAGCUGCUGUGGGAGGAGCUCGCCGAGGUGAACGGCUCCGUCGACGUCUAUCAGCCGGAGAGCACCACCGUGGCCAUUCCCAUGAUCCCGUUGGGUCUCAAGGAGACGAAGGAAAUCGACUUCACGACUGAAAUACAGGAAUUCAUAUGCGAGCACUACGGAGAGGACGGGUCCAAGUACCUGCCCGAAAUAAAGGAAUUCAUGGCGCUGAGACAGGCUGCGCGCACUCCGACGCGGGACGAGGCCGGCCUGGGCCUGCUCAUGGAGUACUGCUCGCAGCUGGCGGCGGCCGAGGCGCGCUUCUUCCCCCCGUAUCGCAGGACGAAGAUUCGCUUCACCUGGUGCGACUCUCUGUCGGGGCUGCCCUGCGAGGACCGGGAGGCUGGGUUUGAGCGAGCGAGCGUACUGCUCAACGUGGGAGCCCUCUACACGCAGAUCGCCGCGCGCUGCGACCGCACCGCGCUCGCCGGCAUCGACAGCGCCAUCGCCGCCUUCGAACGCGCCGCCGGUGUGCUGAGCUACCUGGCGGAGGCGCUGCCGCACCCUCAGACGGCGGACCUGUCGCCCGCGUGCCUGGCCCUGCUGGUGCGCGUGUGCGCGUGCCAGGCGCAGGAGUGUGUCUUCGAGCGCUUGUGCCACGCGGGCCUCCACAACGACUUCCACUCGCUCCUCACGGCCGCGCAGGAGGCCGCCAAGGUGGCGGAGGACUACACGGGAGUGGUAGGCGCCAUGCAGCAGCCGGAGCUGGCGGAGGUGCUGCCCUUCUGCUGGAAGUCGCUGCUCAAGGCCAAGUCGGAGCACUUCGGCGCCGUCGCUCACUACUACCUGGCGCUCGCACUGCUCGACCACGCACCGGCGCCGGGCGAGGACUCGCGCGACCAGGAGAAGGCCCUCAUGGACGUUCACGAGACGCUGCCCGAGGGACCCUCCAUGCACGUCGUCGUGACGAACCGCGACGAGCGUACCAAGCUAGCGUUGGGCCACCUGAGCAAGGCGGUGUGGCGGCACGAGGAUGCGGUGCGCACCGCCGAGCUGUGCCGCUCUCUGCGGAGGCUCGGCAACCUGCAGAACUUCCUGGCCACGGCGCGCGACCAGGCGAAGGCGCGGCUCGCCAAGUUCCAAACCGACGGUGGCUUCAUCAACGCUUCGGAGGCCCCCGAAAUUGCCCCGGAAACCCAUCACAACCCAGAACUGAAGCCCCCGGUGUUCGACAAAGUGGAGGGCACAGACAUCUUCCGCCGGCUGGGCCCCCUGUCAGUCUUCUCGGCCAAGCAGUGCCUGAGCAAGCCUCGCAAGGUGCACCUGUCCAAGCCGGCGGAGGGAUACGGCAUGCGGCUCGGCGGCGAUUCGCCCGUCCGCGUCGUGCUGGUCCAGCCUGGGAGCGCCGCCAUGCGAUCGGGCAUCAAGGAAUGUGACUACAUCAUCGGGGUCGGAGGUCAGGACUGCCGCUGGUUGGGUCAAGCGGCCGUCGCCGACCUCAUGACCCAAGCCGGGAUCGCUGCGGUGGAGGUGGAGGUCGUGACCCCGCUAAGGUUGCUCACCUUCAGCGAGGGCUCGCCGGAGCAGCGGCGGAUCGACAGCAGCCCCAGGCCGCUCGCCACGGGCACCAUCACGGGCGCGUCGACGCUGACGAGCGGCGAGCGGGUUCGCGGGCGCAAGACCCUGCGCGACAAGGUGUCGUCGCUCUUCGGGCGCAAGAAGAGCCGCCCCAAGAGUGUGCCCGGCACGCUGAGCAGCAUGUUCGACAGGACCAAGGACUGGCGCGGGUACUGACGCGCGCGGGUCGACCCGUGGCGCCGGACGAGCCGUCGGAAAAAGGAACCGAUUUCUCCCGCGCCUGCCGCCUGCGGAGCGUGAAUGUCGACCGCUUGGGAUUGUUGCAUGCGAACGAUCUUACUUUGUGCCUUGAGGAUGACGGAGCCGGCGAGACUGUGGGCGAUAUGAUGGUAAAAAAAAGCAAUAAAAACGAGAUGGUGACGGGACAGGGACGCGGGACCGGGGCGGGGGAGGGCAAAGAAUCGUUCAUUUUAUCGAUUUUUUUUGAGCACGAGUUCCGACAAUUCAUCGAAUCGCUGGGUCGGUGAAUUGUUGCGUGUCAACCGAACAGCCUUGGUCGGUGUGCAGGCAGUGGCAACUGCACCGGGCUCGGGUGCCGCUAGGGUUCCAAGGCCGACAAUCCGCCAUUACUACACCCCUUUUUUUGCCGCCUUAAUUCUACCAAUCGACAGGGGGUGUCGAACUUGAACGGCGUGCGCGCCGGUGUAGGCCGCACGUGCGCGACCCUGUUCCGUGACAUUAUUUAACAGCGGAUUGGACGGCCUGCAAAGCUAGACUGCGGAAACCACCCACCCCGCUCCCCCCCUAUAGGGACUUGAUGUACCGAAUCUGUGCCGAGUCUGUUCCCUUUGUGGUUUGAAUUCUGGGUCUUCACUCUGUGGUAAUGCCGCAAGGUGGCCCUUGUUGCUACCGGCAGCGCCGUUCAAUGAAUAAAUAAAGCGUCAAAAUCCGACGUUCAUUUCUCGGUCACGUGAUAAAAACUCAUUUGUCUUUCUCAAAAACUCGAGGUUUCAUACCUUCAAACGAGAUGACUCCUUUUUUUUUUCUUGAAGAAAAGAAACUUUCAAAAGGAAUACAAAUUAAUAUUGUUCUUAUUAUAUGAAUUGUUGCUGUUUUAAUAUUUAUUUUUUAAGAAUGUAAUGUAAAAAAAAAAGGUUGGGAGGGGGUGUAAAAGAGAACGCGCCGAACCGCAAUCGCUCCCGUGGUAUGGUUUUGUCUGUGGUCGACGGCUGCAACUGAUCGAUUGCGGUCACAACUUUGAAGGCGAUGACCGUGGCACCGGCAUGUUUUUUUUUGUGGGAGCUUUGAGAUGCCUUCACCAUGCGCACACUCGCGGAUUCUUCACGCAACUGCGGCUGUGUUUGUACCGGGUUUCGGACUGCGAUCGAUCGACACGAUCGGCAGCGUUUGUAUGCGUGGUCAGCCUGCUCUUUACUUGCAUUCAUCUGUUUUUUUUUCUUUCUUUCAAAUGUCCAUGUUAUUUAUUCGUUUUGUCUCAUUGCAUUUGUUAAGGCGCUGGUGCAGGACCCAUCAAAAGACAUUUGACUGUUCAGUAAAGCAAAAGUGGGCUUGGGCAGGGACACGUCGUGGCUCAGAAGAAAGUCGAUGGCCGGUAGUCAAUGUUGAGGACGGAGUGGCAGCCAAUGGAGGGAGCACACCCAGGAGGCAUCGAUCGUGGAGAUGAAGCUAUGAAAUGGGCUCGUGUGUAGGAUCUAGACAGAUUUUUGGAAGAUGAUGAUGGCUUGGUAGGAGGCCUUCAUGUAGCAGUGGAUAGAUCAUAGCUGAUGACGAUGACUAGAUUAGAGGUAUUCCCAGUGGUCUUGAUGGUCGUGGCAUCUAAACUGAAACUAAAAUUGACCAUGAAUUUAACAUUUUCGUUUAAUUGGCUAGGAACGUCCCCUCUGAGUCCAAUUCAAUUUUUUUUCAGGAGGGUCCUGCACUGGUAUGUUUGUAGAAUUAAUUUAAAAUGAGAGUUUAGCUUCAUGUGGGAGGGAAUCGAACCAUGCAGAGGAAACGCACCACGAGCAAAGGAGCCACAUGCCUACAACAACUUGGCAAGCUCCGGCCGCAUCUCAUCCAAAUCCGUGACCAGGCUCAACGCCUUCCGAUCUGACAAGAUCUGAUGAGCGGGAGGGCACUUACCUGAUCUCGCUGGAUCUCAGGAGCUAAGCUUCUGAGCCUGGUUAGUAUUUUGGAUGCGAGGCUAACCUGCCAAUACAGGUGGUAAUAUGGCUUGAACUAUUAUGCAGUGUCCGGAAUGUAGCAGCACUUUUUUUUAGCAAGAGUCCGGAACAGAGCACGAGCAAUUAAAAUAAAAAAGAGGGAUGGUGGUGAGGGCACGGAAAUUCCAGCGGACGAAAGCCCCGAGGUGCGGCGUUCACGGGGCAAGGGGAAAGGGAGAAGAGGUGGGCUCGUCUACCCCACUGCUAACGUAGGGACAGCGGACGGGACCAUGGAUUUGUUUUUUUUGGGGGGAAGGGAAGGUCAAGGGGGAAAAAAAGAGGAGAGCGGUGGGGGGGGGGCAGAUUCUUGAAUAUUUCAGUUUUACCCCCUUGUAUGCAUGGUGCGGUUUUCAUUUGAAUUCCUCCCACACGAGACCAAAGAUGAAUAAUCAAUUGCAUUGGCCAAACAUUCAAUUGUUUUGUGGAAAAGGGUAUUGAGACUUGGUGAAGCAUUCCAGGGUAACUAUGUAUUUUUUUUUACUUUGACUGCAUCGCUUCUAUCUAGUGUUGCCACCUGUCCUAGGUUUCCGAGGAUUGUUCUCUGAGGUAGCUGUCCUGUGAAAUCUGGAAGUCUUCCUGUGACGUUAAUAACACGCCACUCAAAACACUACUUUUACCUGGAGUUCUCCCCUCUUCCAGGAUUGUGCGAUAUUAUUGAUCUCAUUUGUCCAGAUUCUUAGUACCAAAAAGGUGCCAACCUUAUUUUCACGUCUGGUUCUAUCCUGGGUUUAGCCUGUGGCCUUGUAACCAAUGCUCAUGUGAAGCCUAUACAAGGCCCUGAAUAGAAUACAAAGGUGGUCCCCAUCAGAAUUUUUCACAGAACCAUUCCUGUAAACUCGGGGAGCCUUAAUUGUACCAAAUUUAACCAAUGCAUUUGCUCAGGCCCUCAGUAAAAUUGCAUGGAUGUUUUCAGCCCUCUUGACUGUACCUAAAGCUUCAAGAAAAAAUGGCCGUGUGUUGCUAAGGAACAAAAAAUUAUAUUCAGAUGAGAUUUUUUUAAAUUGAAAACUAUAAUUGCCUCUGUAUUUUGAGCCACACAUGUAGAGGCAAGUUUAGUUUAAACCGUAUAAUGGAAAUGAUGUGUUUUUUUUUAAAUAUCAUAAUAUGGCAUCAUUUCUCGCCUUUCAAUUAUAUUUAAACAUGUGUGAUGACAAUGUGAUGCAUUUAAACACGGUGAAAUUAAAGCUUUACUUUUUAUAUUUAAAAAAUAUACAAAACAUAUGCUAAAUAAAUUCUAGAUUUAUAUUAACUCCAAAGUUUAUCUUUCAACAAAGUUUAUUUACUGUACUCAAUGUUUGCCUUAAAGUAUAACCUGUUUUGCACUUAUUGGCUUUUGGGUUAAUGGUUUAACAAAUGUAUAUUCUGUAAAAAAAAUCCUAGUUUUACGUCAUUUGCUCACAGUAUUGUAUGUAUGGUACUUUUUAAAGUAGCUCCUUGCUGUGACAUUGUGCAACAUUUCCACGGUGUGUUUUGUAAGAAUUAUAUCUAGAUAUCGUAUAUACGUUUGUUAUUAUUGUUAUGAUUUCUUAUACAAAAAAAAAUCAUGAGCAGUCUUUCUUUAAUUCGGUGUGGCCAAAUUUCAAUUUUAGAGAUGCUGCCGUAGUGUGAAGGUAGACACGGUGGACUUGCAAUCUAGAAUCUGCUGGUUCCAUAUCCUGAAACAAUGCUGCGAGUUUCUUAAAUCCCCCCGCCUCUGUCCACCCAGCAGUAUAAAUGAAUAUACCACGGUUAGUUAAUUGGUAAGUCUGUGUGUGUGUGGUGGUGGGAUAAGGUUGUGGGUACUCUCACAUCUUACAAGAUGCCUAACCAUCCUGGAAGAUGAGGCCAAGACUCUGGCAAGGGGCCCUCCAAAACUUCCUCUCGUGGAGGCCCUGGUUGCCAGCACUGGCAUGAGCAAGACUUUUAAGGGCAGUGCCUUUAUUCUUUAUUUACUGGACAUGUAAUUCCAACAAUAUGUUCUAAAUCAGAUUUUUUCUUAAUAUUUAAUCCCAAGCUAAUAUAGUAGCUUUAAUUUCAAUGAUCAACGCUAUCGACAACUUCUUGCCUUAUAUUAUACUGUUUUGCAAUGUAUACUACUCGCUUCCUUCAUGUGAAGAAAUAUGGCUUUUGGAUCUCUCCCUAAUUUACGAAGAGCAUUAAAAUACCGAGGCGAAAUGAAAUUAUAAAAUUUGGUCACUUCACUUUGCCACCCUUCAUUUAAAGAAAUAUGGAGGAAUAAUACCGUAAAGUUAAUGAUACUGUAUAUAAAGUGGUACGUUAUGAAAGAAAUUACCUCGCGGUCGAAUUAGUUCUACAAGAGACAAGGUCGGAUUUAAGAGUUUUGGGAGCAGAAUAUUCAACGUGCGCCUCGAGUGGUACGUUAUGAAAGAAAUUACCUCGCGGUCGAAUUAGUUCUACAAGAGACAAGGUCGGAUUUGAGAGUUUUGGGAGCAGAAUAUUCAACGUGCGCCUCGAGUGGCACUAAUUACAAUUCUGAAUUUGAUUCAAUACCGUGCCGUAGAUUUCCCGUCAUGGUACGUCAAUGCUAACUGCUUAAAAAUUAGCUAAACUUUUAGCAAAUUAAGACGUUUUGCUCCACCGUUCUCAAAACAGACCCAAACGACCAAAGUCCUACCAAAUAUCCCACCCCCCCGACAGAAUUUGCUCCAUUUUUAUUUAAUUAUUCAAAACGCACACUACAAAAAAAGGAAAGUCUCUUUGACGGCAAUGAAUUUGUUCUCGUAUGCAGCCUCAUCUUGUGUGUUCACUUGUCAACGUGUUUCUUUCCGAGCCGGUCUUGAUCAAUAAAGUGAGCACUGUUCUAAGCA
Petromyzon marinus (sea lamprey) is the source of this 7163-nucleotide messenger RNA. RefSeq names its product rhophilin-2-like. Lineage: Eukaryota; Metazoa; Chordata; Hyperoartia; Petromyzontiformes; Petromyzontidae. Gene Ontology annotation, biological process: negative regulation of stress fiber assembly; signal transduction. Gene Ontology annotation, molecular function: protein binding. The record is from RefSeq and is a predicted model, not a curated record.